This is a messenger RNA of Bactrocera oleae (olive fruit fly), 3508 nucleotides long. The record is from RefSeq and is a predicted model, not a curated record. Lineage: Eukaryota; Metazoa; Arthropoda; Insecta; Diptera; Tephritidae.
UCGAAGAACGCCAGCUCCAAGCAAUCAAACGAAAUGUGAGCUGUGCGUAUACAACAGAUGCCGGACACUGCGUUUACCCCAAAAGCAUCAAAAGCGCACCGAAUUCGUACAGAAGUCAGUACGUGACCGCAACUCAAAGUGUAAAGUAGUGGAAAAGUUUAGAACGCAGCGCGAAUACAGCUUCACGUGAACUGAGUGUUUAUCACACAUAUACACACAUACAUAUGUUUAUAUACAUGUACGUGGGUUUGUGUUGGUGUGUGACUUUACAACCCCCAGAAUGCGCAUCACACCACUUUCUCUAGCUCCAUUUAGUAUACACAGGCUACAAAAACGGGCGACUUGGGACUUGCGCUGCCGACAAGGACAUCAAUUCGCAAGAAAAUAAACUGUAAAUAAACUGUGAAGCCAGCAAGACAAGUGCAAAAGUGCUAGUAGUGUAUGAAAUAAAGCUUGAAAAGUUUAAUUAAUUUAAAAUUCACUGAAAAUGGCAGAUGCUAAAGCACAAUAUCAGAAAUUGCCGCCCGGCUGGGAUUGUAAAUACGACCAAGCAACAGGAAAUUGUUACUACAUAAACUAUUUCACAAAAGCAAUGCAGUUGGAGGAUCCGCGCGGCCGCUAUAAACAGUUGCAGAACGAACGCUGCUCCACGGAAUCCAUAGCGAUGCAGCCAAUAAACGGCUCACCCUAUCACGUGUAUCCAAGCAACAAUUUGCAGGCAGUACGUGCCUUUCACGCCGGUCCUUGCACCAACACAAGUUUGCAUAACAUGUCAUCCAGUCCGUUGUUGUCCUCUCGCGGAAAUUUGGAAUUAUCACCGCUGCGUAUGCAACGCUCCUCACUGACACAGACGCCACGCUUGGGUAAUAUGUCCCGACGUUCGACCAUACAGGAGACUUCCUUCACAAAUCCUAUUGACACGGAUUUGGUGGUAAAUAAAAUACAAAAUAUGUUUCCCACCGCCAGCGAGGAUCACAUUCGUUUGCUGCUUAAAAAGUAUUACAAUCGCGAGGCCGUCGUCAUUAGCGCCUUACAAGUGGAGAAACAUCCGGUCACCAUGCCUGGUCCCUAUGUCACGCCGCCGGCCCAACGUCAUCUCUAUCAUAGCAACACCGUAUUUAAUUUGACACCACCGACGCGCCGCCUGGAUAAGGGCAUAACGGCACGCGGCCUCAAUGGCAGUGUUGCAGUUGGCAGCAGCUCACGCACAGCCAGUCCUCUGCCGGGCGGCCGUUUUGGUAGUGUCACAAGCGUGCAUGGUGGCGUUGGCGGCGGUGGCGGUGGCUAUAUGGCUGCAGCAGCUGCCGCGGCUAUGCCGUUUCAUCAGGGUUCGCCGCGCUUUGAACAAUGGCGCAGUUCACCGAAGCCGCACUCGUCGCCGAAGAUGAAAUUGAGAUAUUUGAAAACGAUUUUCCCCAAAGCAGAUGAAAUGGUACUGCUAGACAUACUUGCCAGCUCGGAAAAUAAUGUACAAACAGCUUCCGAGAAACUUAUUUCGAUGGGCUAUACAAAACGCGAUUUUAUACCACCAAAAAUAUCACAUCGCUCUGAUCACGAAGCCGCCCACGCAGCCGCAGCAGCCAAACGGGCUGCCGAUGAGGCGAUUAUACCGUUGCAACCAAAAGUUUAUACAGCGGAGGAGAAAGCAACAAUACAAGCGCAUAUGAAGGAGAAGUUUCCGCAGUUAGCUGAACGCAUUAUACUCAUGGCACUGGAAUCGGUCAACUAUGCUGAGGAUCGUGCUAUGCAAAUUCUUUAUAUUGUGCAAGAAGAGGAUGAGCUGCAUGCCAAGAAAAAUGCCGCUGCUGCCACCGAUGCAGCAAUGCAAUCGGUGAGUGGACUUGAUGCCGAAGUUAUUUUGGGUGCAGCAGCGGACGGUAUGCAUGCCACAGUUGGUGGCACCGGCGCUGAUGAUAGUAUCAUCACUGUUGUUGUCAAAACACCGUUAAAUAGCUACAACGAUGACAUCAAAAGCUGUCAAAACGCUUCAGCGAUACAUAUCCCAUUUUCGGCCACACCAUUUACAUCAACAUCAACAUCAUUACCAUCAGCAUCAUUACCAUCACCAUCAUCAUCAUCACUUCCACAAUCUUCAGCAAAAAGCAGCGCUUUCAAAUACUACACAAAAAUCAACGCCACCCGAAAUACUGGUACCAAAAAGGUAGCAUUUCCCUCCAUAAACCUAACCACACCCUCUGCAACUACUACACAGACUAUACUUUCUAAUUCACCCACUUCCAUUGAACGCAACGAAAAGGAAUCAAAAGCGGCAAUUGUAAUAGCAGCUAGUGAUGUCGUUGACUCCUUACCCAACUCAUCAAAAAUCAUUAAUCCAUCAGUUACGACCACAUCAAUCUCUGUAUCACCGUCCAAAGCUCUGAAAGAACUUCAUAUAUCAUCCGAAUUGCCAUCCACAUCUUCAGCAGCAUCAACUUCUAAUCUAGUAUCCAAUGAGUAUCAGAAAAUUACUACAAAAAGCAUACUGGCGCGUUGCAAUACUUAUGCCUCUGGCAUCCAGGGAUAUCUGCAUGGCACGAAUUCCAAUAAAGCUUCAGUCACAGUCUCUGCUGCUGCCAACACUUCGGUUUCUAUUUUGGACAAAUUGAAAUUGACUCGUUUGCGCGAAAAGACCGAACCACUAAACGCCACACAGCAAGAUUCCACCGAUGGCGAGGGAACUUAUAAGCAGCGCCAAGAUUUUAAAUCUAUCAUAGGCCGUAUAACUACAAGCGGACACAGCGCACAUUUGGCUAAAGGCGCUGAUGAGAGUUUGUUGCUCGCCGACUAUGUGACCUGGAAUGGCGCCAAUCGAGAUAUGCCACAGGGGAAUAAUCAAAAACAAUUGGCAAAGGGUCCAGAUGCCGGUAAAUUAAGUGAGCGCAGCUAUACACCCAUUGGACGCAAUCCGGAACUAUGCAAAGGUGCCCAAAAGGGUUUAGCUAAAGGUAGCAUUUAUGCUCUACUCGCUGCAGCUGGCAAUACGAAAACGACAAACAUUAAAUGUAAUUAAAAAAAUGUGUGCAAAAAUUAUAUACAUAUGUAUAUGUAUACACCAUUCUAAUAUUAUAUUUUAAAUCUACUGUGUUUUGAGUGUGAUUGCGUGCCAAAUGUAUAUUUUUACUUCAAUAGAUAUUUUGAACUUUUUUGUGUAGUAAAACGUGCAUUUGCACAUAUUCGUCCACUUACUUAGUAAUUUCAAUGUCUUAUGUGUUUUCCAAUACAUGUAAUUCCAAUUUCGAAAAUCUCUACAAUAAUAAUAUUUUCGUAAGAAUAUACUUAAAAUAUAUUAAAUAUUCUAAUAAAAAUGCAAAUAAUUGAUAUUAGCAACACAUGUGCACACAGAUAUGUACGUAGCUUAAAUAUUGUGCGUUGAAUAUGUAAUCAGUGUUGUAUUGUAAGUAUAUCAAGACUUGUAGCUCUUGAAACAAUUAGCGAGUACUUAUACAGAACAUAAUUCAAAAAACAUAUAUUUUUUCGAAUAAAGCUGUAUUUUUAAUAAAGAGCUGAA